Hyalella azteca is the source of this 3845-nucleotide messenger RNA. Its product is annotated as cleft lip and palate transmembrane protein 1 homolog. Lineage: Eukaryota; Metazoa; Arthropoda; Malacostraca; Amphipoda; Hyalellidae. The transcript is spliced from 10 exons. Gene Ontology annotation, cellular component: endomembrane system; membrane. The coding region runs from base 378 to 2273 and encodes 631 amino acids. The record is from RefSeq and is a predicted model, not a curated record.
CGGAGUGACACUAACUACUCCACCAGCAGAAUUAGCCGAUUCACGCCCUGAAUUUAGAUGUUGCCCUCGUCACGUGAUGAAUGAACUAAAAACAGCUGAAUUUAAAAUGACCUAAAAUCUUUCUGGAAAUGAUUGUAUUAGUAGGUUGAUAAAAUUAGAUCAAAAUUGAGAUAGUUCACUCCCGUCUCCCUACUGCCUUGAUUUGCUGAGCACAGAAAUCGGACGGCGGGACGGGUAUUUACCGUAUUAUUCUCUUCCUUGAUCCUUGUUAAUAAAGUUGAAGCUGCUGCCUACUUACUGCUCUACUGGUACUGGCAGGGCAUUGUGACUUUCAAAACUUGUUUCCUAUUAAAAUUUGUCAUUUAUAGAAUAUUAUUAUGGCAGAUGUAUCAGUUGCUCAACAAGGUGCUGUGGCUGGAGAUGGAGCUGCUGAAGGCCAUCCACAAGAACAGGGCACUUCAAUUUGGUCCAUUGCCAAGGGAUUCUUGAUCCGAGCUCUGAUGAUUUACUUCAUUACCUCUUUUUUCAGAAGAGGCAGCACUCCUGAUGUUGGAAAAGGAUCUGUUACUGAAGCUCCUGGUGGUGCCAUGAGAAUACCUGCCAGCAAUCUUUUUAUUGACCAGACAAAAAUGGAUCUUUAUGUCUACCUCAGUCCCACGGAUGAUUUCUUUGAGUUCCCCACACAACUUCUGUGGCGCAAGCGAGGACUUGUUUAUGGUGACUGGACUGGUGGAGUGGAUGGCGAUGGAUGCUACUAUGGCAACAGUAGUUUUCCUACCUCAGAAGAUCUUCGCAAUAACGGGACUGCAUUUCUGCGUAUUUAUCUUGUACUAUCUGGCAAUGAUCCUAAUCCUGGAAGUAAGCGGUAUCGCAGCCAGAGCACAGUACAUGUUUCCCAUAGGCUAAAUAGAUACAUGAAGAGACAUUACAAGAAGACUGCCAACCUCAUCACGGGAGCAACAGAAAAAUCUGAAGAAGAAAUAAUGAAAGCAAAUACAGUGAAGUCGGAAGUGAUAUCCCACUGGCACCCCAACGUCACCAUCAACAUUGUGCAUGACUUCACCCAGUGGAUCCCUGGAGCUGUUCCCGCUCCUCUUGAACCUUACAUUGAAUUUGUUCCUGAUCAGCCGCUGUACAAACCAAUUAUUUUUGUAAACACCUACUGGAACCUGGUGCGCGACUACCAGCCAGUGAACAGCUCCACCACGACGUUGAAUCUAACCUUCACAUUCCAGCCUCUGAGUCUCUUCAAGUGGCAGCUCUAUGCCGCACAGAGCUCCAAAAACAAAUGGGGUGCAGCGAGCGGUCUGCUCGAUGGCUUGCAAGGCUCUGAAGAUGAUGAAGACAACGAUGCUCUCAAGGAGGCCAUCUUGGAGACGAACCCAAUCUUGCUGGUGCUCACCAUCGUCGUCUCCAUUCUUCACUCCGUCUUUGAAUUCUUGGCUUUUAAGAAUGAUAUUCAGUUCUGGAACAACCGACAGUCCCUCGAAGGCUUGUCAGUUCGCAGCGUGUUCUUCAAUGUGUUCCAGGCGCUCAUUGUGCUGCUCUACGUCUGUGACAAUGAAACAAACUUUGUUAUUAAAGUUUCUUGCUUUGUUGGACUGGCUAUUGAACUCUGGAAAAUUACCAAGGUGAAGGACGUCACCAUUAACUACGAGCAGCGCGUCCUUGGCAUCCCAACACUUACGUUAGCCGACAAAGGCACGUAUGUCGAGUCCUCAACAAAGCAGUAUGACCAGAUGGCCUUCCGGUACCUGGGCAUAGCGCUCUUCCCUCUGCUAGGUGCCUACUGCUGCUACUCCCUCAUUUACUACGAGCACAAAGGCUGGUAUUCGUUCGUGCUCUCAAUGCUCUAUGGUUUCCUCCUCACCUUCGGCUUCAUCAUGAUGACGCCUCAGCUGUUCAUCAACUAUAAAUUGAAGAGUGUUGCUCAUUUGCCCUGGCGUAUGCUCACUUACAAGGCCCUCAACACCUUCAUUGACGACAUCUUCGCCUUUGUUAUCAAGAUGCCCACCAUGUACCGUCUCGGCUGCCUCAGGGAUGACGUCAUUUUCUUCAUAUUCCUUUACCAACGUUACAUCUACCGCAUCGACCCAUCUCGUGUGAACGAGUUUGGCUUCUCCCAGGACAUGGAAAUCCAAGCCAAGCAAAAGAAGGAAAUUGCUGGCAAUGUUGGUGAACAAGCGGCUAUUGCCAAUGGUACUGAUGGCGACAACCAACAGCAGGAGAAAACGGUCAAGCCCAAGCCCCCAGGUCAAAAGAAGAAAGAUUAGAGCCACAGUUAUGAGUUCGUCUAGUCUAGCACUACAGCGACAUCUAACAUUGUCUGAUGAUCGCCGUGUUGUUACUCUUCAAUAUGCAGUGAUGUAGAAUUGUUGAUACUGUUUGUGGCAACCCAUCUGCAUACUUGGUGAACUGUAGAAAAAAAAUUGCAUUUGCUUCUGUUACAAACUUGUAUUUGGAGUUGAAUUCAUUUUAAGAUAAACAUACCAACUUGUAAAUGAUUUCAUCGAUCUGAUUUAUUUGUUAUAUUCAUUUUGUAAUUUAAUCUAUGGUAUUUAAUAUACCUCUUUUCUACAGUUGAGUUGGUCGUCUUUUAUGGUUAUGAUAAUUGUUCAAGAAAUUUCCUCUUACAUUAAUGUACAGCAUCUUGGCGAGUGCCGAAACAGUUUCUUGCGUCUCAUUUCUGAGAACACGCCUCAUAGUUUUUUUUAAAUCGUAUGAUGAAUUUAGCUUUUGAGUUAGAUGCCAUAAGUGUUGCCAGCAAAAAAAAAAAAAAAAACUGCUGCCUCUCAUUCAAAAAUGUAUGGCGUUCAACCUUUUAUCCACAAAGUUGUUAUCCAUUUGAUGUUCUUCGUAUCUAAAAAAAGGAUGGUUGUCGUUUGCAGCCAAAGUGUUAGUUGAUGGCUUGAUGCAAUGGUUGGGUGGAAGACCUGUAAAUAUGAAAGCCUGUGACAUUGUAACAGAGAGCUGAUUGUCUGAGUUUCACGACACGCCUGGUCAAAGGUAGACAUUUAACAUUUAGAUUUCAUUUGUACGCAAUUACCCUGUGAAAAUAUUUGUUUAGGUUGGCAUAACUAAUAUCACCUGAUGAAAUAAGCCCUCAUUAAAUGUAUGCUGCCAAUAAGUUAAUUCUGCUGUAUUUAAAUUGGUAACUUUCGCUGAUUCUGCUUAAAUUAUGAUGAAGUUAAUAAGCUUAAUGUCACCCGUGAAUCAUGGUAGUUCCUUCGUUGUAGGGUUAUUACGGUUCCAUGUUUUAUGAUUUAUUGUGUUGUAUGAAGCCUUUGCUGUCUGUGAACGUGUGAUGUUCUGAUUAUCUUCAUGCUCGUGACGUUGCGUACAGCUGUUGUUGAUCGUCUCGUGUUGGGCCGCCGUGUUCUAAGGUUAUCUGGUCGAGCUUAGCAUGGUAAGUGCGUGUCCCUGAAAGGUAAUGCAAUUUACAUUUAGAAAUUUCUGAAAAGUAGUACUAUAGUGUUAUGUCAUCAUGGCUGUGGAGAAUCGCUUUGGACUUGAUCUAUCCACUACUUUCUUCAUGUAACUUUCCACACAAACACUUGCUUCUGAGAGUUUAAAUUAGAGAAUCGAUCAUUUGGUUUCAUUCCAUCUGUAUUCAUUGUAAUUUCGGUCUUCGGAAGAUCUAAAUAAUUAAAAUAACUUCAGUACUGUCAUUUCCAAAAAUGAAAUAUUGAUGUCAAAGGUGGCAGUGUAUCACUUGUAGUCAAAUUGUUCGUUUCCUCCUUAGCAACCUUACUUUGAGUGGGUACGUCUUGCAUCACGUACGGAAGGUAUCAUACUCGUUUAUUUGUAUACUGGGUCACUUAUUAAAUUGUUGAUGCUACAUGCCA